Molecule: messenger RNA, 2547 nt
Organism: Daktulosphaira vitifoliae (grape phylloxera)
Lineage: Eukaryota; Metazoa; Arthropoda; Insecta; Hemiptera; Phylloxeridae
Gene: Sf3a1
Product: splicing factor 3A subunit 1
Exons: 13
Coding region: 140-2398 (752 amino acids)
Biological process (GO): mRNA cis splicing, via spliceosome; regulation of alternative mRNA splicing, via spliceosome
Cellular component (GO): U2-type prespliceosome; U2 snRNP; catalytic step 2 spliceosome
Molecular function (GO): RNA binding; protein binding
Source: RefSeq, a predicted model, not a curated record
GCCGAAUUAUCAGUUACAAGAAAUUUUUUAUUUGACAAGUUGAAGAAUGAAUUUAGAUUAUAAAUCAUAGAUCACAGUGAAAACAUUAAGUAAAUAAUAUAUAGGAAUAUUUUAAAAUAAUUAUUAGCUAGUCCUAAAUAUGCCGGAAGGAGUUGAUGAAGUGCCUACUAUUGGCAUUAUUUAUCCGCCUCCAGAAGUAAGAAAUAUUGUCGAUAAAACUGCUAGUUUUGUAGCCAGAAAUGGACCUGAAUUUGAAUCACGUAUUAGACAAAAUGAAUUGGGAAAUCCUAAAUUUAACUUCCUCACUCAAGGAGAUCCAUAUCAUGCUUAUUAUUUGCAUAAAGUUAAAGACCUCAAAGAAAAAGCCGCACAAGAACCCACAUUACCUCCAAAAGAAACUAAAAGUGUGUCAACAGCUACCCAAUUAAAACAACAAGAAAUUCUAAAGCAAGUUCAAGAAGCAGUAUUUAUACCAAAAGAUCCACCAGAAGAAUUUGAAUUUAUUGCAGAUCCUCCAUCAAUAUCAGCACUUGAUUUAGAUAUAGUUAAACUCACAGCAUUGUUUGUUGCUCGUAAUGGCAGACAAUUUCUUACAAAUCUAAUGGCUAGAGAACAGCGAAACUUCCAGUUUGAUUUUUUACGUCCUCAACAUUCACUUUUCCAAUAUUUUACUAAACUUCUAGAACAGUAUACUAAAAUUUUGAUGCCUCCUAAAGAUUUAAUGAAAAAAUUAAAAGAUGAAAGUGAAGACAGACAGAAAAUUUUAAAUAAUGUUAAAUACCGCUCUGAAUGGCAAAAACAUCAAGAUGCUCUACGUAGAAAAGAAGAACAGUUAAUUGAAAAAGAAAGAUUGGCAUAUGCUCAAAUUGAUUGGCAUGAUUUUGUUGUUGUCGAAACUGUUGACUUUCAAUAUGGUGAAAUUGGAAACUUUCCUCCACCAACUACUCCAGAUCAAGUGGGAGUACGGACCUUAAUGCAAGAACGUGUAGACAAUGGUGAAACAGGAAUUGAAUUAAGUGAUGCUGAAGAUAACAUGCAAGUUGAUAGUGACGAUGAAAUGGAAAAUCGAAUAGGAAGUAGAGCUUAUGCACCAGAAAGUGAACUCCGAGUACCCGGUGAAGAGAAACCUAGCAGAGAUAAUAAUCAAAUACAAGAUAUGGAUGAAUCAUCUAGUGAUGAAGAAAGUACUUUACCUCCUGGUGUAUCUAAGGAAGAUGGACGUUCCAAUCAAUUGACUCAACCGCCUGUACCUGAAAAAGUUAUUGUUAAGAAGGGGUACAAUCCUAAACAAAUUGUUAGAGCACCAGUGAAAGCACCUCCAGAAGAAUAUUUAAUAUCUCCUAUUACUGGUGAAAAAAUACCUGCUAGUAAAGUACAAGAACAUAUGAGAAUUGGAUUAUUAGAUCCUCGGUGGGUUGAACAGAGAGAUAAACAUAUUAGUGACAAAAUGAAUCAAGAAUCUGUUUAUGCACCUGGUACUGCUAUUGAAGAAAGUUUAAAACAGUUGGCUGAACGCCGUACUGAUAUUUUUGGUGUUGGUGUAGAAGAAACUGCUAUCGGUAAAAAAAUUGGAGAAGAAGAAACUCGUAAAGAUGAUAAAGCAACAUGGGAUGGUCAUACAUCUAGUGUUGAAGCUGCAACGAGAGCUGCUAGGGCUAACAUAACUUUAGAAGAUCAAAUACAUCAAAUACAUAAAGUUAAAGGAUUAAUUCAUGAUGAUGAAAAAGAAAAGAUUGGCCCUAAACCUGUCCAAGGCACAGUAACUAUUUCACAUCCACCAACUUCUCAAGCAGUUUCUAUUCAAAUGUCUAUGGCUAACUCAAUGCAAAAUUCUAUGAUGCAACCACAUCAACCAAGUAUGAUGCAAGCACAACCUAUGAUGCUUGUUCAACAACCGCAACAAAUGAUGGUUCCCCAAGCUCAGCCUUAUUCAGUAAUGCAACAACAAAUGCCACCAAAUCCAUUUUUGGGGGCUGCCCGUGGAAUGAUGCAACAACAACCACCAUUACCUACUCUUGGCAUGAAACAUGGUUUAGAAAUGAUGGAAGAUGAACCUCUCAUGAAAAAACAGAAAACAGAAGAAUCUUUAGAACCUGAAUUACAGUUCAUGAUGAAAUUCAAUGGCCCUGUUAUGUUCAAUGUAACUACCCCAGUACUUACUGAUAAACCAGAAUGGAAAUUAAAUGGACAGCUAUUAAACAUAACAUUACCACUACAAGAAACAAUUUCAGUAAUUAAAUCUAAAAUUCAUGAUUUAACUGGAAUGCCUCCUGGUAAACAAAAAUUACAAUGUGAUGGAUUGUUUUUUAAAGAUUCUAAUACACUAGCCUACUACAAUAUUGGACCAGGAUCAACUAUACACUUACAACUUAAAGAACGUGGUGGUCGUAAGAAGUAGUUUAAAAGUUGUAAUUAUUUAGUUCUAUACAUUCAUAAGGUGUUUAUCACUAGAUUUUUUAUUUAAAAUUACAAUAAAAUAAUAUAAAUUUCAUUAACAAUAACAUUAAAAUAAUUGGUAACAAAUAAAAAUAUUUUAAUCACAACAAA